Colletotrichum tamarilloi is the source of this 1662-nucleotide messenger RNA. RefSeq names its product bZIP transcription factor. Gene Ontology annotation, cellular component: transcription regulator complex. The coding region runs from base 1 to 1662 and encodes 553 amino acids. The record is from RefSeq and is a predicted model, not a curated record. NCBI's taxonomy places the organism in Eukaryota, Fungi, Ascomycota, Sordariomycetes, Glomerellales, Glomerellaceae. Gene Ontology annotation, molecular function: DNA-binding transcription factor activity, RNA polymerase II-specific; RNA polymerase II cis-regulatory region sequence-specific DNA binding. The transcript has a single exon. Gene Ontology annotation, biological process: positive regulation of cellular response to amino acid starvation.
AUGGCGGGAUACAAAGCCCCGCUGUACCUUCUAGACAACAGGGCUUCGACAACUGCGCCCUUCGCCCUGCUUGCGUAUCCGGAAGUGCCGUCCCACAACCACCCGCCCUUUUCGGGGGGGUUUGACCUGUUGCUGCCUUUCAGGCUACAAAAGCUCGCUAAUCCCUCCGUGCCUAAUUUUCACAUACCCUUUUCCUCCUUCCUCCUCACCACCACAAUUUUCCAAACUACAAUCAAGAAUCAUUCAGCCAUAGAGCCCCGCCAAAAUGCGUUAAAUCAUCGUCUUCAGUUCGAUCCCGCUUCAAAGCUCAACAAAAUUCAGUCUACAACAAUUCACGACUUUUCUCCGCUCUUCACUUCAGCUCAACCUUCCCAGGUCGACCUGAACUACACUACGGCUUCCAGCUCUAGCUUAAGUUCCGCCUCCGCCAACAUUCUACCUCGAGACUUUUCAGUCUUCACAACGGAUUCCCAAUCAUCAUGGCUUCCCUCCAGUUCACCCAGCCUGCCGGCACAACCCGCGCAACAGCCUCAGUUCAGCCCACCGGAACAGUCUCCCCAGCAGGACUUCGUCUUGUUCGAUCAGCCUCGUACCAGUCAACCUAGACACUUGGCAACCCAUACCGCCAUCGGUUUGAACCAACGUCGCCACUCGUCAUAUCAUCUCCGACAGAACCAACAAGGUCGCGUCCAUUUUCAACAGAAGCAUCGUCUUGCUCAGAUCCAAGCUUCCGGAUCUAAUUCCCGGUCACCUUCAGUGAGCUCCCCCGCUCAGUCAGCUCAAUUCUACGCUUCAUCCGCUCCGUCGUCUUCAGCUGCUCUGAACCGCCGUCAGCGUCCUCCUGUACCAUUGUUCGCUCAAAGUACUCAGGGCGUAACCAACAAGAUGGAUAUUCAAGGUAAACCGCUCACACUCUGGUCUCGCCCAGGACUGUGCUCACAUGUCUCUACAGACCUUGACCUUGACGACUUCACCGGCUUCGAGGGUGGUGCGUCUACCACCUACUCGUCGCCAGCCAUGCCCUCGGUCUUCGAUGUCGGUCCUAGCACCCUGGGCACCGUGUCUCCUCAUGACCUUCUCAUUCAGGAGCCCUUCAUGUCUGCUCCCAACUCAACAGCUUUGACCGCCUUGACAUCGCCUUCGAUCUACAAUGAGUCUCCUGACUUUAACGACGGUUACGAUGUUUCCCCCAGUUUUGACUCGGGCGACUUCGGGUCGGCAGAUUUUGACACCACUGCUGGUGAUCCUUGGUUUCCCCUCUUUCCCCAGGAAUCUACCGCUGUCACAAAGGACGUCACCGGUAUCGAGGAGAUCCAGAAACUGCAGACUGAUCAGUCUCCCGCUCUCAAAGGCGAUGAUCUGGAGGUGGUCGAGUUCACUUCAACCUCGGGCCGCCGGAAGUCUGUCAACUCUUCCCCAACUAGUUCUGCCCGCCACUCUUCAGUCUCGGGCGUGAGCUCUCGUCGACGAGACAAACCGCUGCCUCCUAUCAUUGUUGAGGAUCCUAGUGAUACCACUGCUAUGAAGCGUGCCCGCAACACACUCGCUGCACGCAAGUCUCGCGAGCGUAAGGCCCAGCGGUUUGAAGAUUUGGAAGAGAAGAUUCGUAAGCUUGAAGAGGAGCGUGACCACUGGAAGAGCAUUGCCCUUGGUCGAUCCUGA